UCCACACUCGUAGGGAAUCCGUCAGUAGUAAAUUUUGUUCUCAGUUUAUUUGUGCGACGCAAGCAUGUGCUAACAGCACUGGCCUAUCUGCAUAAUCCGUCAUAUGAUAUAUUGUAAUUACAUCAGAUAACGACGCUGUACUGCUGCUGUCUUUUGUGUUUCUAAUUCGAGUCUUCACGUGGCCCAUCUCGUACACGGGGAGGGGGGAUCGACCAUGCAUGCGUCUUACGAAACUGGGUGUCUGUACUAUUCCUUAAGCCGCAGCCUGUGUUUAAAAUUUACGAGUGGAACAAAACCAGCUGCACAGCAUUUUAUCUGAACCAACACACAAGUACAAAUUUGUUCUUAAGUAGCAGUAUGAAUAGUUGAUUUACAGAUUUCCAACAGUUACAAGUAAACGGCUGUAAGUUUACUACCAGGAUCUACCUCCGAAAUAUCCUAUGGAAGUGAUUACAUGAGUUCACAUGUGUUUAACAGUGAUUUAACUAUUUUUCGGACGUUUGAUGUAUUAAUAUUAUUUUACUAUACGAGAAUAUAUAGGCCUUUUAGAUAAGGUGACUUUGUUGUGUACUGAAUGUUUAAAUCUGUUAUUUGAACAAUAGUCGUUCGCUAUUGUUCCAAACCUAACCGUUUACUUGAUAUGGUAAAAACCAACGCGAGGCCUGAGUGUAGGCCGAGAAGGCGUUUCACCACUCAUCUUGGCUGUAGACUUCUGUUUCUGGUCGGUAUCCCGACAGUCUACUGUCUCAUAGCAGUCGGCGGGAAAGACGCAGAACGUCGAAACUUUCGGAAGCAUUUUUCAGGUCGCCAGUUGCUAUGGCACUCAGAAGACAUUGCUACAUUAGGUGCUGCUCAGAACUGCACUCCUCCUGCAAUAAACGAUUUCCCACCAGACCUGUUCACCCCAGAGCAGCGGCAAGCAGGGGCAGUGGCCAUCCAUGCAAUCAUCUGUUGCUACCUUUUCAUGUGUCUUGGUGUGCUUUGCGAUGACUACUUUGUUCCUUGCAUUCAGAAAAUGUGUAAACAUAUGAACAUGUCAGAAGAUGUGGCAGGUGCCACCUUCAUGGCAGCAGUAGUGUCAAGCCCUGAUCUCUUUAUCAAUGUGGUCGGCACAUUCAUCACAGAAGGAGACAUUGGUGUGGGCACUGUUGUUGGGAGUGCUGUUUUCAAUGUACUUGCUGUACCAGCUUGCUGUGGGCUCUUUGCGAAGCAGGUGAUUAAGGUGAAUUGGAGAUCAUUGUCCCGAGACUGUGGAAUUUAUAGUGUUGCAGUUAUAGCUCUGAUAGCAGCACUGUGGGAUGACCGUAUUGAGUGGUAUGAAGCCCUCAUUCUUGUACUGCUGUACUCUUUGUACAUAUUAGCUAUGUAUUACUAUGUGGAAAUUGGGCAUUGGUUAAGUGGAAGCUGCUGCAAACAGCAUCGACAUGGUUAUAAACAGAUACCUGGAAAUGCUAUCAUGACAGAGACAAGCCCUUUAAUUGCACAGUAUGUGCAUGGGAGCAAACUCGUUACUUUUGAAGUCACUCACCAAGUACAUGAGAAUGGAUAUGCAAAACAUAAUGGAGAUGUAGAAAGUAUGGAGAAUACUAUCAUUACCAUUGACAAGGAAAUUCCAGAGCAUACAAUUGGAUUAUGUAGUUGGCCAUCGAAUGACAGCUGCUGCAGCAAAUUGUGGUGGCUUCUUAUUAGACCACUUGCCAUAUUGUUGGCUGCAACAAUCCCAAAUUGCCAUUCAGAAUUCUGUAAGAGAUUCUACAUGGUGACCUUCUUUAUGUGUAUCAUUUGGAUUGGUACAACUUCCUAUCUGAUUGCAUGGAUGAUAACUGUUAUAGGAGACACUUUGAAGAUUCCAGAUUCUGUAAUGGGUCUUACAUUCUUGGCUGCAGGGAUGAGUGUACCAGAAGCUGUUUCAAGCAUGAUCGUAACCAACCAAGGUCAUGGAAACAUGGGAAUCAGUAAUUCUAUUGGUUCAAACACGUUUGAUAUUUUGCUGUGUCUUGGACUGCCUUGGCUGAUCAAAUGUGUUUUCCUACCUGCAGUUGAAGGCCAACAUUAUAUUCAGAUCAAUUCUGGUGGUAUGGCAUACAGUGCUGUUUCCCUUUUUUCUACGCUAUUUCUUCUCUAUGCCGCUUUCUUUUUCAAUGAUUUCAAACUAGAUUACAAAGUUGGAGUAGUCUGUCUUUUCAUGUAUGUAGUAUUUCUUAUUAUGGCAACCCUCAUAGAACUGAACACAUUUUUUCUUGUGAAUCUCCCAGUAUGUGGGCAGGGAUACUAGUCUAAAUGCCCCCUCAUUAUUGUCUGUACAGGAAUGUGAUUAGAUGUGUUCUUUCUAGAAAAAUGCCUUAGCUAUUUUUAAUUACUUAUCCAGUUUAAUCUUUAAACUGCAAUGUACAGAAUUGAUUUUAUAUAUGAGAAAAGGACAAGAUACUGAAAAAGUUAUGUGCAUAGGAGAACACCUGAUUAAAUUCGCUUUCAGACUCAAAGACUGAAGGGAAGAGACCAUCUGGAAGAUGUAGAUAUAGAUAGGAUAUUAAUAUUAAAAUUGGAAGAAAUAGGAUUGGAGAGUGUGGAGUGGAUUUAAUUGGCUCUGAGCUUAUUCUCUCUUGGAAUACAACAGAACCACGUCUCAUAACCUUUCCUACAAAAACAGUAAUAAAUUUGACAUUUGCAUAUUUAUACCUAUUAAUGUUAAUACAGUUUGCAUUAGUUUGCAAACAUGGAAUUUGUAGACCCAUCCUUAUCUUAUUCAUCCUGAGUUUCCCUUUUUAUUGGUUUCCUGUUCUCAUAUUCCAUAAAAAUCAAUUGUUCUAAACCCAUUUCUUCAAAUUCCUUGAAUAACCAUGUUUUGUUUUACACUUUCCAAUAACAAUUGGUGUCCAGUCAGUUAGUUGUUUCAACUACUUCUCUCCUCUGAUUCGGGCCAGCAAUCUUCAAGUUUCAGCUCUUCCCAUGUUUUUAAUGUUCCUCAUUGAUAUACUCUAUAAAUGCCAAUCAUUUCAGUUCCCUUCCUCCCUUUACUUCAUACAGUUAUCAUAACCUCUAUGAUUUUAGUCUUAGAUUCAUCUCUGUCAAUCUGUAUCUUGUAAGUUUGGUUAGCCUAAGCUAGUUUUUUUACCUCAGUCUUGUAGCAUGUUGUAAGUAAUCAUCUUUUCCAUUCAUUGAACCUUGCUGUGGUGUAAAAUGGCAUAAAAUGUUCUUUGAAGUCUCAAAUUGUCAGCUGAAAUGUUUUUAAAGUCUGCAGAGCGCGAGAAAUAUUUUCUAUUGUAAUGCAAGUCACAUUCACUCACAGAACUUCCAGUUGGCAGAGGGAAGAGGUUAAAUGGGGAAAUAUUAAUAUAAGAGGGAGGAAACUGAAUUAGGAAGCAUUUUCUUCUGGUCACUGUGCAAAAAUAAAUACAGUUCUCCACAUAAAAUUUCACUGAGAAUGAAAUCUGUGGGAAAGAAUAAAAUGUGAGAUAAAGAAAUGUCAGUAUGAAUUAUUAUUUUCAUAUUUCAACACACAAUGGCUUGUUAACAAAAAAGAAUACAUUCAUUUCAAUGAGGACUGAAAAUGAGAUGAAGAUAAAGUACAUGAUGACGCAUGUGAAGCCAAGCCAUUUUCCAAGCUGGAAUUUGAACAUAGCUAUAACAGCAUAAAGCAGCAGAACGCAGCCAAGUAGAGAGAAACAAUUGUACGUUACUCCUUCUGACAUGAUUUCGACAUAACCGGUGCUUGCAUCUCCAGUCUGGGCAAUUUGUACAAUGCAUUUGAUGAACCAAGGCAUCGCCAGACAGAGAAGAAUGUUAAGAGUAUUGGCUCCAACAGAGGAACUGAUCCCCAUGGCUCCCAUACCUGCAAAAUGGGAAAUAGCAUACAUUGUAACUGUGAGUCUGAAUGAACACAGGAUGUUCUCCUGAAGGAUCAGGUGCUUGCUUACAUAUAUUUACUUGACUCCAGUCUUCCUUUAUACCGACUCUGGACAAUUACUUUCCUUUUCCCUUUUUCUCAUUGACCUGAAAAAGGCUUUGUCCCCCCAAGCUGUGAUUGGUCAGUCUUGUUUGCCUUGGCCCAGUCUGUGCAUUUUAUAUUAUCCAUCCACAUCCCAGCUUCCUUUAAAAUGUUGGUAACCACCUCUGUGACUGCGUGGUGUUACCACUAAGACGACUACAGUCUAAAGCAUGUGAAUUAGUUAUAGUGCAAUCAUUCAGUCUAAUUCCCAUGCCUUUUCUGUGUUCAAAUUAUAUGAUAAACCACGUGAUGAAUAAUAAAGCAUAGCUUUUGGUCUGUGUUGCUGUUCCUCCUCA
This is a messenger RNA of Zootermopsis nevadensis, 4284 nucleotides long. Its product is annotated as sodium/potassium/calcium exchanger 4. The record is from RefSeq and is a predicted model, not a curated record. Gene Ontology annotation, biological process: calcium ion transmembrane transport; intracellular calcium ion homeostasis. Lineage: Eukaryota; Metazoa; Arthropoda; Insecta; Blattodea; Termopsidae. Gene Ontology annotation, cellular component: plasma membrane. Gene Ontology annotation, molecular function: calcium channel activity; calcium, potassium:sodium antiporter activity.